AUGAAGGCAGUCGUAAUCAGAGGUUCGAAGGCCGUCCUGAGCCGGUCACGAGAAUUACCAAAACUCCGGGACGAUUGUCUAUUAGUUCGUCCAGUGGCCGUGGCGCUCAACCCAACAGACUGGAGACACAUUAAGAACAGGCGUGCCAAGGAUGAUUGUAUUCUAGGAUGCGAUUAUUCUGGAGUCGUGGAAUCUGUUGGGUCUGGCGUAGGAGAUCAAUGGAAACCCGGUGAUAGGAUAUUUGGUUCUGCUCAUGGUGCUAACCUAGUCAAUGCGGACGACGGCGUUUUCGCAGAGCUCGCGUGUGUCAUUGGGGAUCUCCAAAUGAGAAUGCCUGAAUCCUUAACUUUCGCACAGGCCGCCACCAUUGGCUUAGGAGCCGGCACAGUUGGCCAAGGACUCUAUCAAAAAGGUCUAAAACUUGACUUGCCUGGCCUAGAAGGUAAAAGAGACCCAAGGGGUAUUUCAGUGUUGAUAUAUGGAGGAGGGACCUCAACUGGAGCAUUGGGGAUCCAAUAUGCGAAACUCUCUGGCUAUAAUGUUAUAACCACAUGCUCGCCUCGCCAUUUCGAGUACGUUAAGGAUUUGGGUGCAGAUUUUGCAGUUGAUUACUCCGACGCCGACGCAGGUGCGAAAAUCCGGCAAUACACCAACAAUCGUCUCACAUUGGCGUGGGAUACCAUCAGCAAGACUGAUUCUGCUCGUAUAUGUGCCGAAGCUCUCACCAGCCUAUCAUCUCUUAAACCUAUCUAUAGUAAUCUAUUGCCAAUCAAAAGUCCUCGGCAAGAUGUUUCGUCCACUACGACAGUUUUCCAUACGAUUUUUGGCAAACGGUUCAAAUUUGGGAGCCAAGAAAUGCAGGCUCUACCAGAAGACUAUGAGUUCGGCAAAACCUUUUAUCGCCUCACAGAAUAUCUUUUAGCCAAGGGACACUUACGACCACACAAGUGCCGCGUAGAGCGAGGUGGAUUGGAAGGAGUUAUCCAAGGAUUGCUGGACUUAGAGGCCGGUAAGAUCCGGGGCGAAAAGCUAGUGUACAUGCUUGAGGAUACGCCUUAA
Messenger RNA from Clonostachys solani, 1059 nucleotides. Lineage: Eukaryota; Fungi; Ascomycota; Sordariomycetes; Hypocreales; Bionectriaceae. The record is from the annotation of a GenBank genome assembly.